Messenger RNA from Bradysia coprophila, 1006 nucleotides. RefSeq lists its product as uncharacterized. Lineage: Eukaryota; Metazoa; Arthropoda; Insecta; Diptera; Sciaridae. The record is from RefSeq and is a predicted model, not a curated record.
GAGAUUAUUAUUACGAUUUUAUAUUGCUGAGUUUUACGUUGGCGGAGGUUUCGAUUGAAAUUUCAAAUAAAAAACUGUAAUUUUUAUUGAAAAUUAAUUGUUUAUUGUUAUUGGCCAUCAUUUCGUUGAUGAUUUCAACAAUUUGAACUGGAACAAUUGACCCGGUUGCUCUCAAAAAGACGAAUUUUUCUGACUGGCAUCAGACGCGAACAAAAUAUCGAUGUUGGAAAUUAAGGUGCGACUCUCGGUUAUUGUGUCAAUCAAUGAAAAAAGUGCUUUUCAUUCCAACUUUCAGUCAAUAAACAAUUGAUGUUUGCAAGAAAAUGUGAAAAUGAACUUUCGAUCGAAACAAAGUUAAUUUAAAGGAUGUAAAGUAAUAGAAAAUUAAUAAAAUUUCAAUAAAAAUUUUGUAACUCGGUUCUAUAUGCUUUGAAUAAUUUAUGUUAAUAAGUGGGUGUGUUUGGUUCAUACAAUAAAAACUUGAACAAAAUUUUGAGUGGACAUUGUCUCGUCUUCAUUUUUAUGAAAUCUACCAACGUUUAGUUUUAUCGAAAUAAAUAAGUGCAACGCAUAACUAACAAUCAGCAAGAUUCGAAGACGAACACAGCACAUUUUCGUGCAAUUUUGGUUCAAACGAGCUACCUGUACAUCAUUUUUUUUCUCGACACUACACCCAUUUGCUAGACAAAAUGGGAGCGAAAGGCAGUGUGGAAGCUGCAAAAAUGAAUUCGGAUAGUUGGGGACAGCAUAUUGAGAGAGGCAGCCGAUACGGUCACAGGCACAACCAAAGGUCUCAAUCACUUAACCGAGGACAAGCUCUAUCUCGCGCGGAGGUAGGCGGGAUGUGGUGACACCAGGGGACCUCAGGAGGGCAGCCGGGAAGCUGUGCUAGUUGUGUCAUGGGAAAUAAAUUAAGUUGUUCGUGUGCGCCAUUGAUGCGCAAAGCUUAUCGAUAUGAAGAUUCACCAUGGCAAACUUCUCGUAGACGGGACGGCCAUCUCCUGAG